This is a messenger RNA of Diplodia corticola, 1767 nucleotides long. RefSeq names its product golgi matrix. The record is from RefSeq and is a predicted model, not a curated record. Bases 1 to 1767 code for a protein of 588 amino acids. Gene Ontology annotation, biological process: endoplasmic reticulum to Golgi vesicle-mediated transport; Golgi organization. The transcript has 4 exons. Lineage: Eukaryota; Fungi; Ascomycota; Dothideomycetes; Botryosphaeriales; Botryosphaeriaceae. Gene Ontology annotation, cellular component: Golgi apparatus. Gene Ontology annotation, molecular function: small GTPase binding.
AUGUACGUCGUCGGCCUUGGGCGCAGCAGCCGCAACACCUCCGUCACCCAGCUGAUGGCCAACAUGUCUCCCACCCACGAGACUGCCCCGCCGCUGCCCAUCCCCGCCCCGGUCUCUCCCCAGGCCAAGAAGAAGAAGAACAAGAAGAAGAACCCUCGCCCGCCGCAAUCGCAAGACCCGCCCACCAAUGGCCACCCCGCCGCCGACCCGCCCCCCGACGACCCCAGCCGCGACGAUGACGGCGACGCCGCCGUGCGCGCCCACGCCCCUGUCUGCCACCUGCGCCAGCUCGCUAAUUGCUUCCAGAAGGCCAGCACGAACGACGACCCUGACAGCCGGCCCUCGACCGCCCAGUCCGACUCGCAGACGCCGCAGCGCAACGGCGCCCGCUCGCACUCGCCCAAGAUGGACAGCGACACCUCCGACCGCCUCGACCAGCUGGCCAAGGAGCGCGACGAGCUGCGCGAGGAGGUCACCCAGCUGCGCAAGUCGCUCGAGACCAUCCAGAGCAGGCAUGAGGACGAGACCCAGGACCUGAAGCAGCACGCCGCCGACGCCGCCAAGAGCAAGGAGCAUGCCGAGAACCAGUACCGUGACCUCCGCGGCAAGGUCAACACCAUCAAGAGUCAGCUGGGCGAGCGCAUGCGCCAGGACGCCGAGGAGCUCGACCGCAUGCGUACCCAGGUCGAUGAUCUUGAGGACCAGAACCGCCAACUCCGCCAUGACAACGAGCAGCUGCGCAAGCAGACCGAAGAGCACGCCUCCGAGAUCUCCAGCCUGCGGAGCCGCGCCACUUUGUCGCAGCAAAAUUGGGUGAAAGAAAGGGACGAGCUGAUACAGCGUGAAGCAUAUGCCAGGGAGGAAUUCGAGACGGCGAAACAGGCCAUGCAGGACUGGGAGGUGCUGGCCAUGGAGGAGAGGUCGCUGCGCGAGAACCUGAGCGACCGGGUGGCCGAACUCGAGGACCAGCUCAACAGUCAGCGCGAGACGUUGGAACGAGCAGUCAACGAGAGAGACACCCAGACGUCAACCGUCGACGGCCUGCAAAGGGCGUUGCGAGACAUCCAAGACGCACGCAAGAAGGAGCUCCGGGAGAUUGUUGAAAACUCUCAGAACCAGCUCGAGGACCUCCGAAAACAGCUUCAAUCUGCCGAGAACACAUCAAGAAAAGCGCAGACUGAGCUGGAAGCCUCACAGAAAGAGCUCGAGCGUGCCCUACCGUUUGAGAAGGAGGUCAAAGAGAAAAAUCUACUCAUAGGAAAGCUCCGUCAUGAAGCCGUGAUCCUCAAUGACCAUUUGACAAAAGCUCUGCGCAUCCUACGAAAAGGUCGACCCGAGGACAACGUGGAUAGGCAGAUUGUCACGAAUCAUCUGCUCCACUUCCUGGCGCUCGACCGUAGCGACCCUAAGAAGUUCCAAGUCCUGCAACUCAUUGCCGCGCUUCUUGGAUGGAACGAUGAACAACGCGAACAAGCCGGCCUCUCACGCCCCGGCUCCACCGCCACUGCAAACAACAGCCUUCGGGUUCCCUUAUCUCCGUUCCAUCGCACGCCGUCCACACCCUCACUAUCAAGCACCGAUCUUCUGUUAUCAGAGGGCCACUCAUCAUCUUCUGCCCAGCAGAACAAAGAGAGCCUGGCUGAGCUAUGGCAGAGUUUCCUCGAGCAGGAGGCCCUUGAAGGCAAGGGCUCAAGGAAUUCCAGUCGUCGAGAGAGUGCAGCAAGUCCAACGAAUACGAGUGAUACGAAAGGCUUAGGUAUCUUGUAG